AUGGCGUUGCCGCAAUUAAAAGCAAGCUAUGGUUUCGUUACAUCGAUUUGCUUAAGAUGGUAAUUUUUUGUAUGUACUAAGUUCGCACCAAAACGAAUAAAUAUAAACCAGCAGUUCAAGCACUAAUUACGGAGUUUCAAUAUAACCCCUAUUAGUAGCUACAUUAGGUCAACGUUACUUCGGUAAUUAACAUUGGUCCAUCGAGCCCGGAUAUCAGACCCGGAAUAGUCUGACUUUUUGGUACACACCCCAAGUACUCGCAGUGGAUCGCUGCGGCAAAGUACUGGAGAUCCCGCAGAGGCCGCCACAGCUUCGUCUAACUUGUUGGACGACUCAGCUUGCGCGGUGGGAUUGGUAGUUCAACGGGACGCCACAGAGGGCGCCACCAGUAGUACAUCUCAAGAACAAUCUUCGAGUUGAAGAGGAGACAGCUUCGUUCAACAAGGUGGACGAUAGCAGCCGGGAGUUUAAGUUCAAAGUGACGCCACAGGGGGCGCCACUAGUACAUUCCAGUUCAACCGACCAACGUGUUUGUGUGAGUGAAGUGCAAUCGUGAGUACAAUAUUUGAUUUAUUUAACAGUAGCAGUGACAAUUAAAAAACAAGCAAUCGGUCAAGCGAAUCUGAACUUUAUUUUAAGGAAGAUUUUAACUUGAACAUUUUAGAUAGUUAUUUUGGUGUUAAGCAAUUUUCAACUGUAUUUCUAUGAACAUUUUAACUUUAAGAUUUAGUGAUAAUAUUAACUUAGUUUUAAGAGUGCAUGUUAGGACUUAGAAUAGUUUUAUAAAAAACGGGGGAACGGGGAAUCCAUGCCCGAUUUCUACCAGAGCUGAGUUAGUUCCCAAACACUUGUAAAAAUUUUCGGAUUUUUUGAGACUUACAAAAAUUUCGUCAACUUUGUUACAAAGUUACACUAAUUAGCUUAUUUACAUAAUUAUUUUGUUAGUUAGUUUGUUUAUCUAAGAUGGAAGGCAAAAUUAAUAUUUUAAAAGACCUUCAAACUGUAAUUCAAAAGGCUUUGACUAAUUUUAAAAAGAGUCCAAAAGAAAGACUUUCUGUAGAAUAUAUUCAGACUAGACUUGAAUUACUGGAAAAUGAUUGGUCGUCAUUUAAAAAUACAAAGACUCAACUUUAUGGUCAAUAUAAAAUUGAAGAUAUAGUAAGUCAAAAGGUUGCGGAUAUCUAUGAUUCAACUGAAGAUAUUUACAUUACCUGCAAAUGUCUAAUGAAAUCAACACUUAAUAAGAUUAAUAUUAAUGAGCCGCAAAUGCAAAAUAAUAGUUGUAACAAUAGUACUAAUAGCUCAAAAUCAUCUCAUUCAUUUGUAAAGCUACCUAAAAUUACAAUUCCUACUUUUUCUGGGAAAUACAGUGAAUGGACAACUUUUCACGAUUUGUUUAUUUCUUUAGUCCACAAUAACAAGUCGUUAGAUAAUGUUCAAAAACUGCAUUAUCUCAAAAGCCACCUCACGGGUGAAGCUGAGCAGUUGAUUAGACACACGCCAAUUACAGACGCCAACUACAGUGAAUGUUGGUCGCAUUUAGAAAAGCGUUAUGCUAAUAAGAAGUACUUAACCAAUUGUAUUUUGAAAAGAUUGUUCGGCCAAAAACGUUUAAUUGUUGAAUCAGCAACAUCAUUAAAAGAAUUGUUAGACACCACAAGUGACUGUUUAAGUGCAUUAAAAAAUCUUAAUAUCGAUGUGAGUACAUGGGACGUUAUCAUCAUUCAUAUCGUAACGUUCAAGUUGGAUAAUGAGACUCGUAAGCAGUGGGAGUUGAGUAUUUCCAACGACUCAAACUCAAGUAAUGAAUUGCCCACAUUUGACCAGUUUAAAACGUUUAUUGAAGGUCGAUUCCGCGCACUUGAAUGCAUCGAGCCUAGGAAGGUUAUGGCUCACCAGGUCAAUCAUAGUUCACACAUUCACAAUUCCAAAGCGAUGUUAGCCACGAAGUCGUCCAACAUACGUUGCGAAUACUGUUCGGAACCCCACAAGCUCUGCUUCUGUAAACAAUUUGCAAAACAGUCCACAGACGGACGGCGCGAGUUUGUUGCAAAGAAUAAAAUUUGUUUUAAUUGUUUAGGAGGCAACCAUACAGUAUACGACUGUAAAAAACAGACGUUCUGUAGAGUGUGCAAAAAGCGCCAUCAUUCAUUGCUGCACCCUAAUAGGGAACCGCCUGCAGACAGUGAUGGUCAUGAUGUGACUGCAAAGUCCACUGUUGACAACACUAGCGCUUCGACUAGUGACCAAAUAGUGGCAUGUUUAUCUACACGCCAAACCCCCAAGCCUAAACAGGUUUUAUUAGCCACCGCGCUAAUAAAGGCCGAGAAUAGGUUGGGUGAUUUUCAAACAAUCCGAGCCUUGCUGGAUCAAGGCUCACAGGCUUGUUUCAUAACCGAGGCCGCGACUCAAUUUCUUAGAUUAAAGAAAAUUCCCGUCAGAGGCAUCGUUUCAGGCUUGGGACACGAGAGACCGACCAUUUCCAAGUAUAUGGUUAAUUUAACUAUUAAGUCUACAGUAGAUCACGCGUUUCAACUUAACCUUAAUGCUUAUGUUUUGAAUAAAAUAACGUCAUACUUACCGGAACGAAGUGUGAGUACUAGUUCAAUAGAUUGGAUUAACUUAAACAAUCUAUGUUUAGCGGAUCCUUAUUUUGGUACACCCAAUAAAAUAGACGUUUUAUUGGGAGCAGAUGCUUAUUGCUGCAUCAUGAAGGAAGGUAUAGUGAAGAGUCCAUCCUGCAAUCUUAUGGCACAGAACACCACUCUAGGGUGGGUCCUUUCUGGUGUAGUUAGUACAAGCAACGAGAGUUCAAACUUACCAACAAAUAAUAUAAGCGUACAUUGCGCACAGUUCAAUGAAGAUCACCUCCUCAAGAAAUUUUGGGAGCUAGAAGAGCAAACCAGUACAAAGAAAAUCUUUAGUCCAGAAGAACAAAAAUGCGAAGAACUAUAUACUAAAACCACUAAACGAGAUGACACAGGCAGAUAUAUAGUGCACUUACCUUUCCGUGACGAUGAUCCUGCAUGUAAGGCCGCAGGUUCUCGUGACAUAGCAGAAAUAAGGUUUAAAUCAUUAGAAAAAAGAUUAGACAAGAACAUAGAUUUGAAACAAAAAUAUACAGAAGUAAUCAAUGAGUAUUUACACUUAGGACAUUUAAGAGCUGUAAAGAAAGAAGAUGAUAAAAGGUACGAAGCGGUUUACUUACCCCAUCACGCAAUUAUUAGAGAAGACAAGACCACGACGAAGGUCCGAGUUGUGUUUAACGCAUCUGAAAAAAAUAAAAAGGGAGUGUCGCUCAACGAUACUCUAAUGGUUGGACCGACACUGCAAGCGGACUUGAGGCAUACGAUUCUGCGUUGGAGAGUUCAUGCUAUUGGCAUUGUAGCGGACAUAAUUAAAAUGUACCGUCAAGUUAGAGUAACCGAUGAGGAUACGGUAUACCAGAGAAUACUCUGGCGAGAUGAUCCCAAACAACCAAUUGGAGAUUAUGAGCUGGUAACGGUCACAUUUGGGACAGCCUCUGCACCGUAUCAGGCAGUUAGAACACUCCAUCAAGUCGCAUACGAUGAAGGAGAUAAGUACCCUCUUGCAGCUGCUAAAGUCCUAAAUAGUUUUUAUAUGGACGAUUUAAUGACUGGAAGUAAUAGCAUAGAAGAAGGCGUGGAAAUCUGUAAACAAAUGAUAGAAUUAUUGGGAAAGGGAGGAUUUGCUUUACAGAAAUGGAACAGUAAUAAUCAGCAAUUGUUAGAUAGACUAAGUUCAAUAUGUAGAAUCGAAGAAGUACAGCAAUUAGAUCAAACGCAAUUGAAAGAGGAAAACAAGGAUAAGGUCAAACAAGAUAUCAUAGGCAACGAUAGGAAAAUAGUAGAGAAGGACAUAGAAAUUAAGCUGGAUAGUACAAUAAAAAUUCUAGGACUUACCUGGAACCGCCGCGAAGACUGCUUCCAAUACUCCGUAAAUCUUCCGCCGCUGACCACCGCACCUGUAACAAAAAGGUCUAUUGUAUCAGACAUAGCUCGUUUAUUCGACCCGUUAGGAUGGUUAGCUCCUAGCGUCGUAGUAGCAAAAAUGUUUAUACAAAAGUUAUGGCUUGCAGGGGUGAGUUGGGAUGAGGAACUAACUACCAACUUAAAAACGGAGUGGAGUACUUACCGUGGAGAGUUAAUACUACUUACCAAAAUCCAGGUACCUCGUUGGCUCAGUAUAAGUUCAAAUAAUGACCUCGAAUUGCAUGGCUUUAGUGACGCCUCGAAAGCAGCGUACUCGGCCGUUGUUUAUUUGAGAACAAUAGACACUAAUGGAAACGUUAAGGUGUCUUUAUUGGUAGCUAAAACAAGAGUAGCUCCCAUCAAACAGAUCAGCAUUCCUCGGUUAGAGCUAUGUGGCGCAGUACUUUUGUCGAAGGUGUUGGUGGAAUCAGCUGAGGUCUUAAAUAUUCCAGAGACGAAAAUCUUUGCCUGGACGGAUUCCACUGUAGUGCUGUCGUGGCUUAGCAGCCAUCCCAGCAGGUGGAUAACGUUCGUAGCGAACCGUACCUCGGAAAUCUUGAGCAAUAUGAGUUCAACUCAAUGGUUUCAUGUCUCUACCAAGCAUAAUCCUGCCGACUGCGCCUCAAGAGGGUUGCUACCUAGUUCACUUGUUUAUAAUGAGUUAUGGUUUAUCGGUCCAUGUUUUUUAAAGAAUAAAGUUAUGAGUACACAGGCAUUUCUGGCCGCUUUUCGACGGUUUGUGUCUCGUCGUGGUCACUGUGCUAAAUUAUGGAGCGAUAACGGCACUAAUUUUAUAGGUGCCUCCCGAGAGCUACAAGAGCUAGCUUCCAUUCAGCCAGCAAUAGCAGAAUACUUGGAGGCAAAUAACACUGAAUGGCAUUUUAUUCCGCCUCACGCCCCCAAUUUUGGUGGUCUUUGGGAGGCAGGGGUGAAAUCCACCAAGUUUCACUUAAAGAGAGUUAUUGGGGACUCCACCCUGACUUAUGAGGAGCUUACCACUUUCCUCAAUCAAGUGGAAGCCUGCCUAAAUUCGAGACCCAUUAGUGUUAUCAACUUUACUGAUCCUGGUGAACCACUGCCUUUAACCCCUGGACAUUUUCUUAUAGGAGAACCAUUAAUUAAUGUACCAGACAGAAAUUAUGAAAGUUCAAAUGUGAAUUGCUUGACUCGGUGGCAAUUUGUUCAACGCAUGUUGCAGUCUUUUUGGAAAAGAUGGUCACAUGAGUAUUUAUCCAAUCUCAUGAAUAGAUACAAAUGGGCUUCAAAGGUUCCAGAACCUAAUAUAGGUGACGUCGUAUUAAUCAAAGAGGACGAUUUACCACCUAGUCGUUGGUUACUGGGUCGUGUUGUUGAAAAACAUCCCGGUGCUGAUAACGUAACCCGUGUAGUCACAUUGCGUACAAAAUCUUCUGUGAUAAAGAGGCCAACAUCAAAAAUAUGUAUUCUACCUAUUUCAGAUCAAUGAAUUGUUUUUUUUGUUUUUGUAAAUUUAACUCCUAUAGAUCAACUUCGUUUAAUAUGUUUUAGUUACAGAAAUAUUGUUUACUACUUUUAAGAACCGUUAAUUUUAAUUGUGUGAAAUGAGUUGCUUUAAUAAGAUCUAUUGUCAGGUACAUCUAAAGCCCAAUUGUUAGUUUUCAGUGUAAUUUUUGAAGGCCAUUUCAUCACUAAACGGCCUUGGUGGGCGGUAUGUUCAUGACCAAAACUCAGGACCAAAGUAACGAAACCAUAAAAUGCAUAUUCAGUAAUUUAGUUCAAUUUUUAUAACUAGAUGGCGUUGCCGCAAUUAAAAGCAAGCUAUGGUUUCGUUACAUCGAUUUGCUUAAGAUGGUAAUUUUUUGUAUGUACUAAGUUCGCACCAAAACGAAUAAAUAUAAACCAGCAGUUCAAGCACUAAUUACGGAGUUUCAAUAUAACCCCUAUUAGUAGCUACAUUAGGUCAACGUUACUUCGGUAAUUAACACCCAAUAUGAGU
This is a messenger RNA of Spodoptera litura, 5967 nucleotides long. NCBI's taxonomy places the organism in Eukaryota, Metazoa, Arthropoda, Insecta, Lepidoptera, Noctuidae. The record is from RefSeq and is a predicted model, not a curated record.